GGGGAGGAGGCGGAGGAGCGAGCCGUGCGGCCAGAGCGGGAAAGAGACUCCGCCGUGCGUCCGAGUUCUGGAGCCGCCGCGCCCGCCCCGGCUCCGGGGACUGCAGCGGGAGCCGUGCGGGGCCGGGCGUCCGCUGCCUCCCGCGUCCCCUCGGAGAAGUCUGCGGGAUCCGACCGGGAGAAAGAUGGAGGAGGAGAGCGGCAGCGGCGGCGUCGCCGAUGGACCCGGCGGGUAUGCCGGCGCCGGGGAAAACCGCUUCCUCCCUGUCAAGCAUGAGCUGCGGACGGCAAAUUUAACAGGACAUGCAGAGAAGGUGGGGAUUGAAAAUUUUGAGCUCCUGAAAGUCCUAGGAACUGGAGCAUAUGGAAAAGUAUUUCUAGUUCGUAAAAUAAGUGGUCAUGAUGCUGGAAAGCUGUAUGCCAUGAAGGUUUUGAAAAAGGCAACAAUAGUUCAAAAGGCCAAAACCACAGAGCACACGCGGACGGAGCGACAGGUCCUGGAGCACAUCAGGCAGUCGCCGUUUUUGGUGACGUUGCACUAUGCCUUCCAGACAGAAACCAAACUUCAUCUCAUUUUAGAUUAUAUAAAUGGUGGAGAACUUUUUACUCAUCUUUCUCAAAGAGAGCGUUUCACAGAGCACGAGGUGCAGAUCUAUAUUGGAGAGAUUGUGCUCGCCCUCGAACAUCUCCACAAGUUGGGGAUUAUAUACCGUGACAUUAAGCUUGAGAAUAUUCUGCUUGAUUCUAAUGGCCAUGUGGUGCUGACAGAUUUUGGUCUGAGUAAGGAGUUUGUGGCUGAUGAAGCUGAAAGAGCAUAUUCGUUUUGUGGCACUAUUGAAUACAUGGCACCAGAUAUCAUCAGAGGAGGAGAUUCGGGACAUGACAAGGCAGUUGACUGGUGGAGUUUAGGUGUCCUAAUGUAUGAACUACUAACUGGAGCAUCUCCUUUCACUGUGGAUGGGGAGAAGAAUUCCCAAGCUGAGAUCUCUAGGAGAAUAUUAAAAAGUGAGCCUCCGUACCCCCAAGAUAUGAGUGCUUUAGCUAAAGACUUAAUUCAGCGUCUUCUGAUGAAAGAUCCUAAGAAAAGAUUGGGAUGUGGUCCGCGUGAUGCAGAUGAAAUCAAAGAGCAUCUCUUUUUUCAGAAAAUAAAUUGGGAUGAUUUAGCUGCCAAAAAAGUGCCCGCACCAUUUAAGCCAGUCAUCCGAGAUGAAUUAGAUGUGAGUAACUUUGCAGAAGAGUUCACAGAAAUGGAUCCCACCUACUCCCCGGCAGCGCUGCCCCAGAACUCCGAGAGGCUGUUUCAGGGCUAUUCCUUCGUUGCUCCUUCCAUUCUCUUCAAGCCCAACGCAGCUGUUGUAGAUCCUCUUCAGUGUCACACAGGAGUGGAACGUCCUGGGGCGACAAAUGUUGCCAGGAGUGCAAUGAUCAAGGACUCUCCAUUCUAUCAGCACUAUGACCUAGAUCUGAAAGACAAGCCACUGGGAGAAGGAAGUUUUUCAAUUUGUCGAAAGUGCAUACACAAAAAAAGUAACCAAGCAUUUGCAGUCAAAAUAAUCAGCAAAAGGAUGGAAGCCAAUACUCAGAAAGAAAUAACAGCACUGAAGCUCUGUGAAGGACACCCCAAUAUCGUGAAAUUGCACGAAGUUUUUCAUGAUCAGCUUCACACUUUUCUAGUUAUGGAACUUCUGAACGGGGGAGAGCUGUUUGAACGCAUUAAGAAAAAGAAGCACUUCAGUGAGACCGAAGCCAGCUACAUCAUGCGGAAGCUGGUUUCAGCUGUGAGCCACAUGCACGACGUCGGAGUGGUGCACAGAGACCUGAAGCCUGAGAAUUUACUGUUCACUGAUGAACAUGACAACUUGGAAAUUAAAAUAAUUGACUUCGGGUUUGCGCGCUUAAAGCCGCCUGACAAUCAGCCUCUCAAGACCCCGUGCUUCACCCUCCACUACGCCGCCCCCGAGCUCUUGAACCAGAACGGCUACGACGAGUCCUGCGACCUCUGGAGCCUGGGCGUCAUUCUGUAUACAAUGUUGUCUGGGCAAGUUCCAUUCCAGUCUCAUGACAAAAGUUUGACAUGCACCAGUGCAGUGGAAAUCAUGAAGAAAAUCAAAACGGGAGAUUUCUCCUUUGAAGGAGAAGCUUGGAAGAAUGUAUCCCAAGAGGCUAAAGAUUUGAUCCAAGGACUUCUCACUGUUGAUCCAAAUAAAAGGCUUAAAAUGUCUGGCCUGAGAUACAAUGAAUGGCUCCAAGACGGCAGUCAGCUGUCCUCCAACCCUCUGAUGACUCCCGACAUCCUGGGGUCUUCAGGAGCCGCCGUGCACACCUGCGUGAAGGCCACCUUCCACGCCUUUAACAAGUACAAGAGAGAGGGGUUUUGCCUUCAGAAUGUCGACAAGGCCCCUCUGGCUAAGAGAAGGAAGAUGAAGAAGACCAGCACCAGUACGGAGACGCGCAGCAGCUCCAGCGAGAGCUCCCAUUCUUCGUCCUCGCACUCCCACGGUAAAACCACCCCCACAAAGGCACUGCAGCCCAGCAACCCUGCCGACAGCAACAACCCGGAGCCCCUCUUCCAGUUCUCGGACUGAACGGCACGGGAACGGGAGGGCUGUGACCCAUGAGCCUGGCACUUUUGCUCCCUCGGCGAUGCCUGAGGUGAUGUUUCGUCAAAGUCAAAGCUUGUCUACUUUAAGAAAAUAAAAUACCCUGAAUGAGCCAAAAAAACAAAAAC
Myotis lucifugus (little brown bat) is the source of this 2727-nucleotide messenger RNA. RefSeq names its product ribosomal protein S6 kinase A5 (gene RPS6KA5). The transcript is spliced from 17 exons. Bases 185 to 2584 code for a protein of 799 amino acids. Gene Ontology annotation, molecular function: magnesium ion binding; protein serine/threonine kinase activity; ATP binding. Gene Ontology annotation, biological process: regulation of DNA-templated transcription; intracellular signal transduction; protein phosphorylation. The record is from RefSeq and is a predicted model, not a curated record. NCBI's taxonomy places the organism in Eukaryota, Metazoa, Chordata, Mammalia, Chiroptera, Vespertilionidae.